UAAAUAUGGUGCAUAUUCCUCAUUUGAUUGUUGGAGCUGGACCGUAAUACAUUAUAAACUUUUUAGAGUUGGUCUCAUUUUGGGUCAUUAUUUUAAGAGAUUUAAUAUCCCUUUUCAAAUAUUCGAAAAGCAAUCCUAUCUAUCUGCACAUCCUUCAGCUCAUUACUUAAAUAUGAGAACAAUGGAAGUAACAUAUAUCAACUUACCAUUAGAUUCUUGAUGAAUUAAAUAUCCAAUUACCAUUAGAAAAUAUCCAGCAUUUUUAGAAUUAUGUAUAUUUGCGUAGAAUUGGAGAAACCCCUCUUAAUAUUA
Molecule: messenger RNA, 312 nt
Organism: Paramecium sonneborni
Lineage: Eukaryota; Ciliophora; Oligohymenophorea; Peniculida; Parameciidae
Source: the annotation of a GenBank genome assembly